Macrosiphum euphorbiae (potato aphid) is the source of this 1116-nucleotide messenger RNA. NCBI's taxonomy places the organism in Eukaryota, Metazoa, Arthropoda, Insecta, Hemiptera, Aphididae. The record is from the annotation of a GenBank genome assembly.
AUGGAACUGGAUGUCCCCGAAGAGUAUUUAGAUAUUUUUGAGGUUUUAGAUGACGACGCAAUAGAGUUAGAAUUUAUUUUUUUUGGUAUUCCAAAACAGAUAUAUCAGAGAUCAGAUUUUUUUUCUUCACUAGACGAUAUUGCAUUUAAACGUCGUUUUCGUUUAAGCAAAGAGUCAGUUUUAUUUGUCUUAACAUACAUUGAAACAGAUUUGGAGUAUUCAAAUGACUUGAACCAAUCAGUUUCUCCAAUUAAUCAACUUCUGACUUUUUUGAGAUUUUGUGCUACUGCUAAGCAUUAUAUGAGUGUUGGAGAUUUUAUGGGAUGCCACUUGUCUACUAUAUGUAGAAUAAUACACAGAGUUGCAAGGGCCAUAUCUUUAAAGUGCAAAAAAUUUAUAAGUAUGCCUAAAAAUGAUACAGAAUUGAAAGAAGCAGCUAACGAUUUUUUUAAAAUAGCAAAGUUUCCACGAAUCAUUGGAACUAUUGACUGCACUCAUAUUAGAAUACAAUCAUUAGGAGGGGAUGAUGCAGAGAUUUAUAGAAAUAGAAAAGGGUACUUUUCUAUUAAUGUGCAGGCAAUAUGCAGAGCUAAUUUGAAAGUAUCAAAUAUUGUAGCACGUUGGCCAGGAUCCACCCAUGAUUCUACUAUUUUUAAUAAUUCUAGGGUUCAUUCUGAAUUUGAAUCAGGUGUAUUUAAAAACUAUCUUAUACUAGGUGAUAGUGGAUAUCCAGUAUUAAAAUAUCUUAUGACACCUCUAUUAAAUCCUAAUUCUCAAAGUGAACAAUUAUACAAUGAAUCGCAUAUUCGUACCAGAAAUACUGUUGAAAGGUGUUUUGGCGUUAUUAAACGACGAUUUCCUAUUUUAGCUUAUGGUAUCAGAAUGAAAAAAAUUGACACAAUAAUGGCAAUUAUAACUUCAACUUUCAUUCUACACAAUAUCGCCAUUCAAUUUAAUGUAGAAAUACCUGAUAUUGAUGGAAAUGAUCCUUUGUCAUUAUUAAUUAACAAUGGUGACCUUAACAUAAAUGCAAUAAAUAACCAACAACAACAAGAUGAUGUAGGUGGAAUAAAUCAAAGAGCCAACAUAAUCAACCAUUAUUUUAGUCGAUUGUAA